Fusarium oxysporum Fo47 is the source of this 570-nucleotide messenger RNA. Its product is annotated as HAD-like domain-containing protein. NCBI's taxonomy places the organism in Eukaryota, Fungi, Ascomycota, Sordariomycetes, Hypocreales, Nectriaceae. The transcript is spliced from 3 exons. Gene Ontology annotation, molecular function: sugar-phosphatase activity; beta-phosphoglucomutase activity. The record is from RefSeq and is a predicted model, not a curated record. The coding region runs from base 1 to 570 and encodes 189 amino acids.
AUGUCUGAUACCGAGUCACUAAUCCAAAAGCACAGUCUUUCUGAGUUCCUUGUCGAUCUUAAUGGCACCAUUACUGAUUCAACGACUGCAGUUGAGAACCACUGGCAGGAUGUCUGCAAAGAAAUCGGCGUAGAUCCCGAGGUCAUCCUUGAGACAUCUCAUGGACGACGUAGCCUGGAUGUUCUUGAAUUGUUGGCACCUGCGUAUGCUAACUGGGAUUUUGUCAAGCGAAUCGAAGCUGCUAUUCCAGUAAAUCUUGGCCAUCUUGCUACCGCCGAGUCCGUCAAGGUCGGCAAGCCUGAUCCGACAUGUUACUUUCUUGGACACAAGAGCCUGGGGUCCGAUGGCCAUGAUGGAAAGACUAUGCUGGUCAUUGAGGAAAGGCUUGCUGGCAUUAGGGCCGGCAAAGUUGUAGGUUUUAAGGUUCUGGGCUUAGUGACGAGUCAUACAUACGAACAAGUCAAGUCCGCUGGGCCAGACUGGAUUGUCAAGGAUUUAGAAUCUGUCAAGAUUUUGGGAAAGAACGGAGACAAAGUUCUGGUCGAGAUAUGCAAACACAAUUUAACAUGA